Molecule: messenger RNA, 582 nt
Organism: Meleagris gallopavo (turkey)
Lineage: Eukaryota; Metazoa; Chordata; Aves; Galliformes; Phasianidae
Source: RefSeq, a predicted model, not a curated record
AUGUCGCGGGGUCGAAUCUCGUCUGGCGGGGGCUGUGGCGGCUGCCCCGAGAAGGUCUCCUCCCUGGGCAAGGACUGGCACAAGUUCUGCUUGAAGUGCGAGCGCUGCAACAAGACCCUGACCCCAGGAGGGCACGCUGAGGUGAAGGCCAAUGGGCAGCAGAGUGGGGUGCAUGACGGGAAGCCCUUCUGCCACAAGCCCUGCUAUGCGACACUCUUUGGCCCCAAAGGGGUGAACAUCGGUGGUGCCGGGUCGUACAUCUAUGAGAAGCCGCAGAUUGAGGGGCAGAGUGCACCGGGACCCAUUGAGCACCCAGCCAGAGUGGAGGAGAGGAAGGUAAACGCUGCUCCGCCCAAGGGACCCAGCAAAGCCUCCAGCGUCACCACCUUCACCGGGGAGCCCAACAUGUGCCCGCGCUGCGGCAAGAGGGUCUACUUUGCCGAGAAGGUGACCUCGCUGGGAAAGGACUGGCACCGGCCCUGCCUACGCUGCGAGCGCUGCAGCAAGACGCUGACCCCCGGGGGCCACGCCGAGGGACAUGGGGACCUGCGGGAGGGAGGGGGCAGCUGCACCACCCUAUGA